Messenger RNA from Rangifer tarandus platyrhynchus (Svalbard reindeer), 471 nucleotides. Lineage: Eukaryota; Metazoa; Chordata; Mammalia; Artiodactyla; Cervidae. The record is from the annotation of a GenBank genome assembly.
AUGGAAGGUUCCAGCCUGGCAGGGUCGGCCUCUCCCCGGGGAGUAGCCUCAACCUGCCUGCCGCUGCCCGCUGGGUCUGGACCCUCGGGCGGGGGCCUGGGACCCUCUCCCUGCGCACGAUGCGAGCCGAGGCCGGCCCGGGCCUGCGCGCUCCGGGGAGCUCUGAGCGCGAUGCUCUUGCUCUGCUCCAGCCUCCCCCGAGGAAGUUCUGGUCAGGCGCUAGGUCCCGGGCUUCCUGUCUGUACUCUCCGCAGCCCCGCGGGGAAAUCCCGAGAGAUUUAUCCGCUGCCCAACGAGCCUGUCGGCUUUUCAAGCGCCACCAGGGAGGCCAUCACGCCACCUCAGGAGGAGUGCGACGUGAGGCCCCUGCGACGCGAGAGGGGAGCGGCCCAAAGGUACCGCGCGUGGACUGGGGAGCCGUUCGCCGCCGAGGAGAUACACCGCCCCCUGGUGGGCAGUUUGGGGAUUUAG